AGAAGGAAGAUCGGACUCUCGGCCUCACAACUCGUCGACGAAGCGUAGCCGCAGGAGGAACAGAAGAGGGGAGCAAGGUUGCCAAGAUGUCGAUGGACACGACGCGACCGAUGCCGUCGUACCUCGGCGAGGCCUCCUUUUCGUUUCUCUCCAGCGAGGAGAUCCUGAGCAUGUCGGUCAAGCAAGUCGUCAAUCCCGUGCUGCUCGACAACACCAACACGCCGACAAAUGGCGGUCUCUAUGACCCCGCCUUUGGCCCAAUGAGGAAGGACGACAUCUGCCAGACGUGCCACCAAAGUUCGAUGCAGUGCCCAGGUCACUUUGGCCACAUCAGCCUGCCCUCGCCCGUCUUCCACCCGCUCUUCAUGACGAACACGCAUGUACUGCUCCGGGGCAUCUGCUUGUUCUGUCACAGGUUCAAGCUGACCCUCGUCCAGCGUGCGCUGUUUCAGGCACGGCUUAGGCUGCUGGACUAUGGGCUUGUCAAGGAUAGCGAAGACAUGGCGGCGGCUCGGCCGAAGUUCCAGACACACUUCGCUGAUGGCGAAGAGGCUGACAAGAUGGAGGAGGACGACGGAGAUGGCCAGGUCGAACAGGGUGGACAGCCCGUCGAGUCGAUGGCCGACUUUGCCAAGAGAAUAGCGAACGAGACGAGGGAGCUCAUUAGAAACGCCGUAGAGAAGGACGGGGCGAGGAAGGGCAAGGACGCGUCCGAUGCAGUCUAUGCCGCGCGAAAGCGGGUCGUGGCGCAGUUCCUCGCAGCGCUUGGCAAGCCAAAGAGAUGUCCGAGCUGCAAUGCCAUUGGGCCCCGGCUGCGAAAGGAUGGCUUCAUCAAGAUCGUCGAAAAAGAGCUUAGUCAGAGAGAACAGGCCAUUCAUGAGGCCAUGGGCAUCCGAAGACCCGAUGCCGUGGCCAUUGUUGCGGGCAAAGCUUCUGCACGGGAUGAAGGGAGAGCUAAGGGCGGAGUCGACAAGGCAAAGCUGAGCGAAGCCAGGAAGCAGAGCAAGCAGUCCAGCGAGGCGACGAGAGUCAUGCCGCCGCUAGAGUGCCGAGCGAACUUGCGAUUGGCUUUCGCAAGAGAGGCCAGGCUGUGCGCUCUCAUUUUUGGGAGCGAGGACGCCAAGAACGCAACCUCGAGCAGGUCCACAAUCAUGUCGAGGGCCGACAUGUUCUUCAUGGACGUCAUCUCAGUGACGCCUACCCGCUUCAGACCAGCCAGCGUCAUGGGCGAACAGACGUUUGAGAACCCGCAAAACGAGCUUCUGACCAAGGUCAUCCGAACCAGCGCCGAGGUUAAGGUGUGCACCGACAACCUUGCGCUGGCCAGCAACAAGAAGGCUAUGGAAGAGCCCGGCGCCGAGCAAAAAUUGAUCACGUUUAUGAAUGCACUCAUGAAUGCCACGAUCCAGCUCCAAGUCGAUGUCAACUGCUUUAUCGACUCGAGCAAGAACCCGAAUCCGGUCGCCCAAGGUAUGGAGCCGCCUCCGGGUGUCAAGCAGGCUCUCGAGAAGAAGGAAGGCCUUUUCCGAAAACACAUGAUGGGCAAGCGAGUCAACUACGCCGCCAGGUCCGUCAUCUCGCCCGACGUCAACAUCGAGACAAACGAGAUUGGUGUGCCGCCCGUCUUUGCGAAAAAGCUUACCUUUGCCGAGCCAGUCACGGUGCACAACGUCAACUUCUUGCGGCGCCUCGUCAUCAACGGGCCAAGCGUCUAUCCAGGCGCUGUUGCUGUUCGAGGCGAGGACGGAUUCGAGACGCUGCUGGGAAAACUUACUCUGGAGCAGAGGACAGCGUUGGCGAAUCAGCUCCUGACACCUCAGGGCGACGUCUCCCGACAUGCCAAGGGCACCUUUGCUGGUCUGGGUGCGCCAACGAGCACACCCUCGUCGAACAAGAAAGUGCUCCGCCACCUCCUCGACGGCGACAUUCUCGUCAUGAAUCGGCAGCCGACACUCCAUAAGCCGUCAAUGAUGGCCCACAAGGCGCGUGUUCUGACGGGCGAAAAGACGAUUCGCAUGCACUACGCAAAUUGCAACUCCUACAAUGCCGACUUUGACGGCGACGAGAUGAACAUGCAUUUUCCUCAGAGUCAAGCAGCGCGAGCAGAAUGCUACAACAUUGCCAAUACCGACAACCAAUACCUUGUCCCCACGAGUGGGAAGCCCCUGCGAGGUCUAAUCCAGGACCACGUCGUGGCUGGCGUGUGGAUGGCGUGCAAGGACACGCUGUACACAAGGGAGGAGUACCAGCAGCUGCUCUAUGGCGCCCUGUGGACCGAGGACGGCUACUCGGGUGUCGAAGGACGAAUCAUGACGCUUCCGCCAGCCAUCUUUAAGCCGAAGCCGCUCUGGACUGGCAAGCAGGUCAUCUCGAUGGUCCUCCUCAACAUCAAGCCACCCAAGGCCGAGGGUCUGAACCUCGAUUCGAAGUGCAAAGUUGGAGGCGACUACUGGGGCAAGGCAAACAUGCAAGAAGAGGUCGUUGUCAUCCGCGACGGCGAGCUCCUCACUGGCGUCCUCGACAAGUCCCAGAUCGGUGCUUCGUCGUACGGUCUCGUCCAUGCCGUCUUUGAGCUGUACGGGCCAGAGGUGGCGGGCAAGUUGCUGAGCAUCCUCUCGAGGCUCUUCACAAAAUGGCUUCAGCACAAUGCCUUUACCUGCCGGAUGGACGACUUGAUGCUAAGCGGCAAGGGCAACGACUCGAGGCGGGAUAUUCUCAAGAAGGAACGCGACGUAGGCAAGGAAGCGGCUCUGGGCAAUGUCGGGCUGAAGAAGGAGGGCGAAGAAGAUGUGAAAGACGACAAGGAGGUGGAUCACAACCUUCGCAUCCGGCUUGAGGAGGUGCUCCGCGACGACAACAAGCUGGCCGCCCUCGAUGCGUCGAUGCUGGCCGCUUCGAGGGAGCUCAGAUCGUCGGUCAUCUGGGCCUGUAUCCCCGAUGGCCUCCUCAAGGUCUUUCCCGACAACAACAUGCAGAUGAUGACUGUCUCAGGAGCUAAGGGCUCUCCUGUCAAUGUCUCACAGAUCUCAUGUCUCCUCGGGCCGCAGGAACUCGAGGGCCGCCGUGUGCCAGUCAUGGUGAGCGGCAAGACCCUGCCCUCCUUCAAACCAUUCGACACUUCAAUUCGAGCGGGAGGGUUCGUGUCGGAUCGUUUCCUGACGGGCGUACGGCCGCAGGAGUACUACUUCCACUGCAUGGCGGGUCGAGAAGGUCUCAUUGACACGGCCGUCAAGACGUCAAGAUCCGGCUACCUGCAGCGCUGCCUCAUCAAGCACCUCGAAGGCAUCUCUGUCCAGUACGACAACACGGUGCGCAACUCUGAUGGCACCCUGCUCCAAUUCCACUACGGCGAAGACUCACUCGAUGUGGUCAAGAGCACCUAUCUCGACAAGUUCGACUUCACCGCGCAGAACUUCGAAAGCUUCAACAGGCGCUACAAUGCUGCCCAACUGCAGCACGUCACCGAUGAGCACACGGCGAGCGAGUACAUGCGCAAGGCGCUCAAGAAGCCACAUAAGUAUGCGCCUGUCAUUGAUGUCUACAGCCCCUCGACGCACAUCGGCUCGAUGGCGGAGAAGUUUGCGGAAAAGAUUGAGAAGUACAUCAAGGACAACCCCAAGGGCUUGUUGCAGGACAAGAAGAAGAGAAAGAAGGAGGAAAUGGAUGACGACGAGGGGGGGAACAAGGCAAAGAUCGGCAACGAAAAGGCAAAGAUUAACAAGGACCUCUUCCGGCUUAUGAACCAGGUCAUGUACCAUCGUGGCCUCGUGGACCCUGGCGAAGCCGUCGGUCUUCUUGCGGCGCAGGGUGUGGGCGAGCCGUCGACGCAGAUGACUCUCAACACGUUCCACUUUGCUGGUCACGGUGCGGCCAACGUCACGCUGGGUAUUCCGCGCUUGAGAGAAAUCGUCAUGACGGCGUCGCAAAAGAUUAAGACGCCCAUCAUGAACCUACCUGUGCUCGAGGGCGUCAACGACGAGAAGAAGGUCCUCUUCUGUAAAGAUGGCAGUCGACUCCUGCUCAGCGAGGUCGUCGAUCGGGCAACGGUCACGGAGCGCAUUGCGCCAAAGACGGCAGAGACAGGGUACAAGCGCAAGAAGACAUACACGAUUCGGCUGGAGUUCUUCCCUGCGGAGGAGUGCAGUAGGGAGUACAACAUCGACACGACAGACAUCCUCACGGGCAUCGAUGCGACGUUCGCACCAUUGCUCGAAAGGGAGGUCCUCAAGGAGCUGAGGCGCCUGGAAAAGGACAGGAUCAGCCAGAGAAAGUCAAUCGGCAAGGGUCAGCGAUUUAGCGAAGGGGGCGAGGGUGCAGACCAGGACGACGAAGACUUGGGCGGGAGCGCAGCGUCGAAGGGUCGGAGCAAGGGAAAGAUGCCCGGAAAGCAGCUUGGCAAGCCCGCUGCCCAGCAGACCGCCGCUGAUGCGGACGAUUCUGACGAGGAAGGAGGUGAAGCGGAGGACGGCGUUGAUGGCGAUGCCGACGACGCCAAACGCAAGCGAAAGUCGGGCGCCCAUGUCUCCUACGAUGACGAUGAAGAUGACGAUGACGAUGAAGAUGACGAUGACGAUGAUGCGUCGCUGCCUGCUGCCGAUACGGAGGAGAGCAUCGACGCGGCCUUUGCAUCGUCUGGUGAAAAACAACGCAAGAAGAAGGACACGCAUUUCAACGCCGACCGCGAGAUCAUCGACAAACAGGUGCGAGACCUCGACGACAAGCUCAGAGAAAUGAGCAAAUUCAUCACUUCAUUUAGGUUCGACCGCAAGAAAGCUGCAUGGGCCGAGUUCGAGCUCGAGCUCUCGACCGAGUCCGAGAAGGUUCUCCUGAUCAACGUCGUCGAGCGCGUGUGCCGCAUGUCGGUCAUUCAUGAAAUCGCCAAUGUUUCACGCAUCCUCAAUCCUCCCAAGCCCAAGCCGGGCGCCAAGCAGGAGCACGUUCUGACUGCCGAGGGCAUCAAUCUGCCGGGCAUUUGGGACUUUGGCUUUGGCAUCAUUGACAUGUCAAGGAUCACGACGAACGACAUUGGUGCGAUCCUGCACACCUAUGGCGUGGAAGCUGCGCGCGCUGCCAUCGUAGGCGAAAUGUCGGCCAUCUUUGCCACAUACGGUAUCGAUGUGUCGAUGCGACACCUCCAGCUCAUUGCCGACUAUCAGACGUCGCAGGGCGGCUUUCGACCCUUUUCGAGGGGCGGCAUCGCCGAUGCUUCAUCACCCUUGGCCAAGGCUUCGUUUGAGACGACGAUGGCUUUCCUUGGCACGGCGGCGCUGCACCACGAGCACGACGACCUCAAAGGGCCUUCAGCCAACAUUGUUGUGGGCAGACCGGUCAAGAGCGGCACCGGUGCUGCCGACCUAUUUGUUUCUCUGUGAUUGCCUCUCGCUAUUUGCUGCCGGAAAGAACCGUCUUUGUUACACAUGCAUUUUUCUCUCUUCAUCAAUGUCAAGUUCUACCACAUCGUC
This is a messenger RNA of Acaromyces ingoldii, 5462 nucleotides long. RefSeq names its product beta and beta-prime subunits of DNA dependent RNA-polymerase. The coding region runs from base 87 to 5372 and encodes 1761 amino acids. The transcript has 2 exons. Gene Ontology annotation, molecular function: DNA binding; DNA-directed RNA polymerase activity. Lineage: Eukaryota; Fungi; Basidiomycota; Exobasidiomycetes; Exobasidiales; Cryptobasidiaceae. The record is from RefSeq and is a predicted model, not a curated record. Gene Ontology annotation, cellular component: RNA polymerase I complex. Gene Ontology annotation, biological process: DNA-templated transcription.